UGCUUAAAAGAGAAAAAAAUCAUAACCCCAGGCCAGAGUAUUGCACACAGCAGAAAAUGGAAGUGGAAUUAUUUUUCGUUUAAACUAUCUUAACUCCGUCCUUCGCUUUCACUUCCGCCUGAACCGGGAAGCGGGUGAGCCUCACAUCAAAUUUCACGCGAGAGUGUGUGUAAGGCAGAAGAGAGUGGAAUCAGUCCAGCGGCGACACGGAGCCAUCGUGAGAGCGACACAGGAGAACCAGGAGUCACUUUUUAAAAUUUAAACACGUCUAAAAGGCGGAGAGUUGCAGUUUUUGCUUUAUUGUCAGAGCUGAGUUGCACCAUCGCCACGGAGAGCAUAUUUUAAAGGCAUCCACUAAUGGCUACCUGUGAAGACUCCCAUCUGAAGUUCAUCCAAACAAUUAACAAUUCUUUUUACUUUGAAGAGACCAGUUCUGCUCCAUGUGAAACAGAGCUUUGUUCAGAUGCUUUCAGGAGACAUGAACCUCCAAUAUCGACGUGGAUCCAAAGCAAGGACCAAAAGUUUCUUGUUUUGAAAACUUCGGGAAAAUUUGAAUUUGAGGACAGGACAGACCAUGAUCGAGGACAGCCUGAUUGCAAAUUUGAAAUCCAGAUUUAUCAGGACUCAUUAUGUAACAAGUAUCAGUCAGUCAUGCUCUACGUCUGUGCUGAUGGUGAGAAAAUGAUGAUAUCCUGCAAAGAUGAGAAGGAAGUGUGCCCAGAGCCCAUGGAUCCCAAAGUCCUGAAGAUGAUUAAAGCAGCGGAACACAAGGCUCUGUUCCGGUGGAAAUUGAUCUCCACUGGCAAAUACAAGUUUGAAUCCACCAUGUACCCAGGUUACUUCCUGGCAUUCGAGCAUGUGGAGGAUAUGCCUUGCCUGCAUAAACUAAUUCUGCGUCAUGGAUCCAUGGAUGAAGUGGAUGAGAGUGGGAUUUUUUAUGUAAAUAAAUGCAGUCCAUAAUAAUUUCUCUUGGGAAAAUAUAACAUUCACUAGCCACUUUAUUAAAGGGAUAGUGAGUUUCUUUCUUUCUUCUGCUACUAUUAACAUUAUAUGAAGAUUAUUAUUUUUCUGUCAUUAUGAUCAUUUGUUUAUUUGAUUUGGUCGGGUUGUUAUUUAUAACUGUCAUUAUUAUUAUGGGUUAGUAAAUAUGGUUGUUCACAACAUGAGUCAUUUUGUAAGAAUUUUGUUUUUAUACACUAUAGUCCAUUUGUUGGUUCUUUAACAGUAAAUUGAAUAUGAAUACCAUGUUUUAAAAUACUCAUUUCCAAUAAUUACUGAGUCAAUGAGUGAUAUAUUAAGAUUGAGAUGAAGAGAAGGACUAAAUAAAUGUUCGCUAUUUUGUUCUUGGUUUUGUUUGCUUAUGUUUUCUCUUGUCCUACUGAUGACUUGUUUCCUAAAACCAUUUUGAAAUGAACACAUGAGUACAAAUAGGUUAGCCUUAUCAGCUUACCUAGGUUAGAGCCCUGUUCUUUCAGAACUGUCUUAUUUCUUUGUAGCGUAGAUUCAACAGGCUGUGAGAACCCUUUGUCAGAAUUUGGUCCACAUUAACGUGACGGCAUAAGUCACUUUGGCAGGAGAGCAUCCAUGAUGUGAAUCUCCUGUUGCUCCAAAGACACUGGAGGCUGCUGAACAACUAUCAUUAUUACUGAACAAAAUUAAACACCACAUGCAAAUAUUGUUGCCAUGUGGAGUUAACUGUAAAUAAGCAUUUGCUGACAUUUUAUUGUACAAAAGUAAAAUUUUUCUUGAUUUGUGAACAAUUUUUAAUCCAGUUUGCUUCUCAGUGAGCAUUACUCAGUGCAUGGGUAGGGCAUGUCCAGUGGGUAAUCAGACAAAAUGAGUAAAAACUGGACAAUCCUUGAACUGGACAAUAAAAGGCCACCCCAAAACAUCACAUUUUGUCACAAGUCAUAAAGCCAGAGAUGUCACAAAUUAUGCAGGAGCGUGCCAUUGGCAUGUUGUAUGCAGGGAUGUCCACCAGAGCAGUAGCUGCAAGGCUCAAUGUCCACAAUCGGACCAUUGGCCGUCUAAGAGUUGGUUUCCAACAGACUGUCAAAAAUAGUCUGCAAAUCGACCUCAUCCUUGUCAGCCACAUCUGACCACUCCAGCACAAAAUCGCCACAUCUGGCUCGUCUAUCUGAGAAUCGGUUAAGACCAGCGACACAACCAUUGAUGAGACUAGUGGUCAGACUGUCCAUAACCGCCUACGAGAAGCCAACUUGGUCAAAAUCAAAUUCCUGAACCUGACCCCAUCAUAGGACUGUCAAUCUGCUACAAAUGGCCAAACCACGAUGACAUCAGUGCUGAUAUGAAGAUCAGUAAUUACUGAAAAUAUAUUUUGAGUUUCUCUAUAUAUUGCGUAACCCAAAUGAUCAGAAAAGUCAUGUAUGACAUGGGCUGUUUAUAUUUAUACUUUCUCUGAUUGUUGUGAAGAUUGAGACAAUGUUGUCAAACUGUUGGGUGGGUAACAAACACCGACAAUAAAAAAAUGCUCACCCCCUUGGAUGUGUUAGCCUUGUUUGUUGUUUUUACAAAUCAACUGUGCUCAACAUUUUCAGGUAAUGGAGUAAAAAAAAUCUCUAAAACACUGAACAUCUCCUGGAAAUCUAUUCUCAGGAAAGGGAAGGAAUAUGGUUCAUGUGUCAAUUUGUCUAGGUCAGAUGGUCCUCACAGCCUGAGAGAAAAUGAGAGAGCACCAGGUUAUGACAACACUGAAGGAGUUCCAAGCUUUAGGAGAGACUCUGCAGAUAACUGUUGGUUUUUGACCAGUCAGAGCUUUAUGGAAGAGAGGCAUUGAGAAACUGCUGACAGAAACUCACAUCAAGGCUGGACUAGUCUAGCAAAAAGCCUGAUGGAGACUCAGUGGUGAGGAAGAAGAAGAAAGGUCUUUGUGGUGAUGUGCAGUGUUCUCCUGACCAGACCAAACACACCACCCGCAUGAAGCAUAGUGAUGGCAGCAUCAUGCUGUUGGGAUGUUUCUCAGCUGUAGUAACUGGAAGGAUUGUAAAGGUAAAAGGUCAAAUGAAUGAAACAAAGUGUCCAGCUCAGGGAAACUCCUGAGUCACAUGUGGCUCACCAGGCUUUAUUGGUGGCUCUGUGGCAGGUUACAAUAGGAUAGCACAUUUUUAAAACAUGUCACAGAAUCCGUCCGUCCAAACAGAGACUCUUUAGGUGUGUGUAUGUGUGCACACACACCUGAGGAGAAUUUAAAGUGAUCAAUUAACCUGACAGUCAUGUUUUUGGACUGUGAGAGUACCCAUAGUCCAAACGAGAAAUUCAAACUAUUUCUCAUUUUGGCUCAAUUAAAGUCUGUAUGACUGGGAUGAGGAGUUAUUUGAGCUCCUUCUCAUCAACAAGCCUUCUGCUCUUCUCUGAAAUCAGCUUUUCUUUUUCGUGUCCUUCAUAUCCAGCUACGCAUUGCUUUGUAAACCUGAGAGGUGCUUGUGUGUGUGAUAAUGUCAGCAGGUUCUGAAAUACUCUUUCCAGUCCAUCAGCUAUGACUAGAACCAUCCACACUUAGUUACUUACACAUCUUGUAUUGCUGUUGAAGCUCAGUCCAUCACAAACAGCAAAUCAGCUAAACAGUAUGCCUAAUAAAGUGGCCCACAGGUAGAUUUGUUUGACGGUUCCUCCCUCCACUUUUUCUUUUCUUUGGUAAUUAUGGAAAAGUCAGAAGUCAUAAAUUGGAGUCUGACUCACACAGAGAGAGUAGGAUCUUGGAGAGUACUUUUUGUUUCCAUGACAGCAACAUCCAGAUUCUGACUCACUCCACUAAACCUUAUUUAUGGCAGCUGUUUAUUCAAGUAGACAUUUUGCUUUGUUGAUCAUUUCUGUCAUCAGUAAUGUCCAUUGAAAUUAUUGCACAAUUUUGAUUCCUCAGAUUAAUCCUGACUUCUUGUCUUUUAACCACUUAAUGUAAAUGCAUUUUACUAUUAAUUGUAUAGUUUUUUACAAUUUUUCUCAAUAAAAAACCCAGCCCCAAACCAGAUGUGUAUCAGCUGUUUUAUUGCAUAAGUAUUGUGUAGACAGAGAAGGCAGAGCACCGUUUUCUUGACUCUUCCCUGAAACCGUAGAAUCAAAGCUGCAUGCAGGAAGUGAACACACCAACAGAAACAAAAACAUUAUCCAAUUAUCCAAGCUUUCUGAUUGUUUUAUGUAUUGUACAGAACUACAGUAUAAUCAGCAGAAGUUAAUUUUGCAACUUCAUAUCCAGCUACGCAUUGCUGCAUAGCUUCA
Messenger RNA from Poecilia latipinna (sailfin molly), 4236 nucleotides. Its product is annotated as interleukin-18. Bases 358 to 960 code for a protein of 200 amino acids. The transcript has 6 exons. NCBI's taxonomy places the organism in Eukaryota, Metazoa, Chordata, Actinopteri, Cyprinodontiformes, Poeciliidae. Gene Ontology annotation, biological process: immune response; inflammatory response. The record is from RefSeq and is a predicted model, not a curated record. Gene Ontology annotation, molecular function: cytokine activity.